Messenger RNA from Bacidia gigantensis, 1278 nucleotides. RefSeq lists its product as uncharacterized. Bases 1 to 1278 code for a protein of 425 amino acids. The transcript is spliced from 2 exons. Gene Ontology annotation, molecular function: 2 iron, 2 sulfur cluster binding; iron ion binding. The record is from RefSeq and is a predicted model, not a curated record. Lineage: Eukaryota; Fungi; Ascomycota; Lecanoromycetes; Lecanorales; Ramalinaceae.
AUGGCACUAGGCAUGUUGAAAUACCUCGGCGUGGUGAGCGCGCCGCCGCCUGCUGAAGAUGACAAGACUGCGACACGAGCUCUUCCCUCCAGCUGGUACACAUCGCCCGAGAUGUACGAGCUCGAGAGGCGUGCAAUCUUCUCCAGGAAGUGGAUGCUCAUCACCCACAAGAUUCGACUCGCUCAACCACGUGACUGGCUCAAGUUCACCAUCGCAGGUUUCCAAUUCAUCCUAUGCCGUGACCGUCAAGGCACCAUCAACGGCUUCCACAAUGUCUGCCGACACCGCGCAUUCCCCGUCUGCCUCGAUGACGAAGGCUCCGCAAAAAUCUUCUCCUGCAAAUACCACGGUUGGUCCUACGGUCUGAACGGGAAACUCGCCAAAGCCCCCGGCUACCAAGAACUCACCGGUUUCGACAAAGACACCAACGGCCUCUUCCCCAUCCACGUCCACAUUGACACCCUCGGCUUCAUCUGGGUCAACCUAGACGGCAAGCCUACCCCCGAAGUAGCCUGGGAAGACGACUUCGCCGGCAUCGACAAGCAGGAACGCUACACGCAGUACAACUUCGACGACUAUGUCUUCGACCACACCUGGCAAAUGGACGGCUCCUACAACUGGAAGAUUCUCGCAGACAAUUACAAUGAAUGCUACCAUUGCCCCACUACGCACCCUGAUAUUACUGCCCUCGCGGAUCUAGCAUCCUACUCCGUCCGCACGCAGAAAUGCCAGAUCAUCCACGACGCUGCCACGACCGACGAGCAGCGCAAGAACGGCCUCACGGUCGCUAGCACAUACUACUUCCCCAACGUGUCGACUAAUAUCUCACCCCAUUUCUUCAUGAUCCAACGCUUCGUCCCGCUCACGCCCACCUCCUCCAGCAUGCAAUACCAAGUGUUCCGCAACCGGCACUCCUCCUCCACCGACUUCCAACUGGUGAACCAAAUCUACAAACGCAUCAUGUCCGAAGACAAAGAGCUGUGCAACCACGCGCAGAAGAACCUCAACGCUGGCGUGUUCGUGAAUGGGCAAUUGCACGGACGGAUGGAAAAGGGGCCGCUGUUUUUUCAGAAGGUUGUGAGGGAGACGGUCGUGGCGCAUCGGGCGAAAGAGAAGGGUGGGAAGGGUGGGAAGGAGAUUUGGCCGGCGAGACAGGUCGUGGAUGAGACGGAGGGGGGAAGGGGAGUGCGGCUGAUGAAAUGUUCUGUGAGGGGUUGGGGGCCGGGUGUGAGAAGGGGGCGCAGGAGGGCUUGGUGUGGUAGAAUCAUUCGUGCUUGA